This is a messenger RNA of Ilex paraguariensis (yerba mate), 411 nucleotides long. The record is from the annotation of a GenBank genome assembly. NCBI's taxonomy places the organism in Eukaryota, Viridiplantae, Streptophyta, Magnoliopsida, Aquifoliales, Aquifoliaceae.
AUGGAGGCAAAAGCACACGAUGGGUAUUCUGUAACCAGACCGCUCCUGCAUGGGGAUUAUGAGAGGCAACAAAAGAUUUACGAGGAGGAAGUUGAGGGAGUGACAAACUCCAUUGCUGGCACUACCUCCUUUUUCAAGACCUGUUUUAAUGGACUCAAUGCUUUAUCAGGAGUUGGAAUAUUGUCGAUACCAUAUGCAUUAUCAUCAGGAGGCUGGUUGAGCUUGAUACUUCUUCUCAUUAUUGCCAGCUCAACCUUCUAUACAGGCUUGUUAAUUCAAAGAUGUAUGGAUGUAGAUCCAAGUAUCAGAAGCUAUCCUGAUAUCGGUGAGCGUGCAUUUGGUACAACCGGAAGAAUGCUUGUAUCCAUUAUCACAAAUUUGGAACUCUACUUGGUUGCGACAGUUUCCUAA